UUUCGUCACGUGCGGUGGCCACAGUGGCCUGGGCCUGAGAGUGUGAACUUGUCUUUCCUGUGGCCUGGAGCUUCAGAAAUUGGAGCCGUCCUGGGUUUAGAGAGGGAAGGCAGGGUAGAGAUCAUGGGGUCCAGCCACCCAUUUUACAGGAGAGGAGCCUGAGGCCCUGAGUGGGGCAGAGACUUUUCACACAGCUGGGAAACUGGCCAGUUUUCUGGAGGGACUGGCCAGGUGAAGAGGACCAGGAGGAAGCUGGCUGGGAGGACAACGUGCCCAGCUAUGAGCGUGUCCAGUAGGGGACUGAGCCUCUUCAGAGGUGUGGCAGCUGGCACCUCCUCUUUCCCCUGCAGCUCCCACCCCACUUACCAGAGACUUGGACACAGGCUGGAAACGGUCAAGCCCAAGAUGCUGGGAUUCUGAGCAGAGCAGCCAGUAUUGGCUUCUAGGUGAUUCCUGUCAAUCCAAGAUGAACUGCCAGGUGAAAAGGAGGGAUGGUCGCUGGGGAAGCCCAAAUGUAUGUGCUGUUUCAGGAAUCGGUAACAUUCAAGGAUGUGGCUGUGGACUUCUCCUGGGAGGAGUGGGGGCAGCUGGGCCCUGCCCAGAAGGAGCUGUACCGGGAGGUGAUGCUGGAGAACUACAGGAACCUGGUCUGCCUGGGGCUUGCCGUGUCCAAACCAGAUGUGAUCUCCCAGUUGGAACGAGGGGGAGCACCUUGGAUACCAGAGGGAGAAGGCCCAAGAUGCUGGUGUGCAGACUGGAAGACUGGGACCGAAACUCCAAAGCUGGGCACUCCUAUGGUUCUGUCAUCCCAGGAAGGACUCCCAAGGGAAGGCACCUGUGUCUCCAAGUCUGGAGAAUCCUCUCACUGUGAUGCCAGGCUAGAGAGUCCGCAGAGCAAUGAGAAGAAACUUUCUCAGCUGGUAAAAAUCACCCAGAGGAACUCUUUGAAUUUGGUGCGGGGCCAUGAGUGUGAUGCUUGUGGCAGAGACUUCAGUCUGGGGCCGGUCUCUUCUCCUCAACAGAGAGAACAAAUGACAGAGAGUUUCCAUAAAUGUGACAGACACGGAAAGCAUUUCAGACUAAAUUCAGACCUCAGUAAGUGCAAUGGAAGCUGCUCAAAGAAGACGUAUUCUAGGUGUGGUGAAUGUGAGAAAUGCUGCAGUUAUAAUUCUGACCUCACUGAAUGUAAUAAUAUUCAUAUUGGGGAGAAGGCCUGUGAAUAUAGGAACUCCAUAUAUCACAGUUCAUCCAUUACUUCAAAUAAAAAAUAUCACUCUCAAAAGAAACUGAGCAAGUCUGAUAAAUGUGGAGGGUCCUUUUCCCAGAGCACGCACAUUGAUGAACAUCAGAAAAUUAAUGUUGGAGAGAAAGCUUAUGAAUGUCAUGAUUGUGGGAGGACUUUUGCUCAGAGCGCACUUCUUGCUCGACAUGAGAGGCGUCAUUUUGGCGAGAAACCUUACGAAUGCAGUGAAUGUGGGAAGACCUUCAGCCGUAGUGCAUAUCUUACUGAACAUCAGAGAAUUCACACUGGAGAGAAACCUUAUGAAUGUAAUGAGUGUGGGAAGUCCUUCAUCCGAGGUACUUACCUUACUCUACAUCAGAGAACUCAUACUGGAGAAAAACCUUACGAGUGUCAUGAAUGUGGAAAGGCCUUUCCCCAGAGCAUUCAGCUUCUUGGACAUCAGAGAAUUCAUACAGGAGAAAAACCUUAUGAAUGUAAUUACUGUGGGAAGACAUUUAGACAUAGCUCAUCCCUUAAUUCCCAUCACAGAGUUCAUACUGGAGAGAAACCUUAUGAAUGUAAUGAAUGUGGGAAGGCCUUCAAACACAGCUCUUCCCUUACUUACCAUCACAGAAUUCAUACUGGAGAGAAACCAUAUGAAUGUAAAGAAUGUGGGAAGACCUUCCCCCAGAGCAUACAACUUAUUGGUCAUCAGAGAAUUCAUACCGGAGAGAAACCUUAUGAAUGUAAUGAAUGUGGAAAAGCCUUUAGCCGGAAAACGCAGCUUACUCGACAUCAGAGAAUUCAUACUGGAAACAAACCUUAUGAAUGCAAUGCAUGUGGAAAGGCCUUUUGCCAAAAGACCCAGCUCACUAAACAUCAAAGAAUUCAUACUGGAGAGAAGCCAUAUGAAUGUCAUGAAUGUGGGAAGUCCUUCCGCCAAAGGUCACAUCUUACUUACCAUCAGAGAAUUCAUACUGGAGACAAGAAACCUUAUGGAUGUAAUGAGUGUUGGAAGGCCUUCAGCCGGAGGUCACAUCUUAUUGAACAUCAGAGAACACAUACUGGAGAGAAACCUUAUGAAUGUAAUGAAUGUGGGAAGGCCUUCAUCCGAGGCACACAUCUUAUUCUACAUCAGAGAACACAUAAUGGGGAGAAACCUUAUGAGUGUCACGAAUGUGGGAAGGCCUUCCCUCAGAGCAUACAACUUCUUGGACAUCAGAGAAUUCAUACUGGAGAGAAACCUUAUGAAUGUAAUUACUGUGGGAAAACUUUUAGACAUAGCUCAUCCCUUAAUUCCCAUCAUAGGAUUCAUACUGGAGAGAAACCUUAUGAAUGUAAUGAAUGUGGGAAGGCCUUCAAACACAGCUCUUCCCUUACUUACCAUCACAGAAUUCAUACUGGAGAAAAACCAUUUAUAUGUAAUGAAUGUGGUAAGGCCUUCCCCCAGAGCAUACAACUUACUGAACAUCAGAGAAUUCACACAGGAGAGAAACCUUAUGAAUGUUGUGAAUGUGGGAAGACUUUUAGCCGGAGAACACAGCUUACUCGACAUCAGAGAAUUCAUACUGGAGCUAAACCUUAUGAAUGUAAUCAGUGUGGUAAGGCCUUUUGUCAGAAGGCACAGCUUAGUAAACAUCAACGAAUUCAUAGUCAAGAGAAACCUUAUGAAUGUAAUGAAUGUGGAAAGGCUUUUAGAUAUACAUCUUCCCUCACAUCUCAUCACAGGAUUCAUACUGGUGAGAAGCCUUAUCAGUGUAGUGAAUGUGGGAUGGCUUUUGGCUGGAACACACAGCUUAGCAAACACCAACGAAUUCAUACUGGAGAAAAAUCUGUGUUCUCUGCCUAAUGUUCUCAGCUUCCACCCCAAACAGACACCGGGGCUCUUUUUCUUUUUUAUGCUCACUGAUAUUUUAGAGAUAGAACACUAGCGUAGUAAAGGACCUGAGAGAUCAUCUCUUCCACCCUUUCAUUAUGCAGAUGAAAAAACUGAGGCUGAGGUCACCAAGUUACAGCCCAGGGCACACAGAAAGGGAGUAUCAGACCCAGGAGAAACACCUCAGUUUCCUGAUUCAUAGCAGUGGUUUUGUUUUUUUUUUUUACUGUUUUGUCCUGAAUGGGAGGUAUUCAGUCCUUUCACCAAUCAUUUUCAGGCCUUGAUGUCCCACUGUGAUGACUAUCCCAUCUGAUUUGUUUCUUGGCCCUAGACACUGCUGGCCUUCCAAUUGCAUCACUGCCAUGACUAUGCACUUCUAGGUGGGAGUAAUAAUAAUUAGCAUUUAGAUUUGCAUUAAGAUUUAUAAAAUGUUUUACAUGCUUUUUCUCAUUUUAUCUUUACA
Phascolarctos cinereus (koala) is the source of this 3561-nucleotide messenger RNA. Lineage: Eukaryota; Metazoa; Chordata; Mammalia; Diprotodontia; Phascolarctidae. The record is from RefSeq and is a predicted model, not a curated record.